AUGACUGUUCCCGUAUCCUUUCCGGAUGAGUAUGGAGCUCCGCAUUCCGCUAGUGCCUUUGGUAGCCACGGAACGGGCACGCAUCAUGAUAGACAUAUCCCUGUCGGAGAGGAUCUUCACAAGAAGGAGGCCUUCUUUGGAGCAAUGCAGAAGAUGAAGACGAAAUCUCACCAGAUGAAACAGGCACACGACAAGAAGUACGGCUUCCCCGCAUGCUUUGCUGGAGACAACACGGUCACUGAGAAAAACAAAGGUCUCAUCAAAAUAUCUCAACUGGAUAUAGGCGACGAGGUCCUGUCGGUGGUAGAUAACUCUCUGGUAUACAGUGAGAUCAUCUCGUGGCUUCAUCGGGAGCCGGAGUUUGAAUGGCAGUCCGAUACGUGUGUCGAGAUUGAGGCCCUGGACAGUAGUGAGGAGGAGUGCAGGACGUUGCGCCUGUCGGGCGAUCAUCUCGUUUUCCUCCGAGACAAGGGCGGUACUGCGGCUAAGAACAUCCGUUCGGGUGAUGUUGUUAGGAAGACAUUCGGCAACCCAGUGCUCCCUACCACCCAUUGGGUGCAAGUGACACUGAUUCGAUCGCUGCCGGACCUGGACAGUGACACGGUGAUGCUGCAGAAUGCGGCCACGGAGGGCUUUCUCAGUGCCAAUGCUGAGGACCUUAUACAUGGCAGGAAAGGAGGUGCAUAUGCAGUUACCACUGGGUGCAAUGCCACUCCUUGCAUCCGCAACGUUUUCGCGGUUGAAGUCGUGAAUUCUGAAGAUCCUGAUGCUCCUGUUUGCUAUGGUGAGGAGGUGAGAUUAGUGCUUUCCGGCUUCGUCCCGGACAGGGACUGUUAUCUCUACAGUGAGAUGGUCUCUGCUUUGGCUGCCUCUAAGUCCAGCCGUAAACAGGAAGUAGGAGCUCUAGAUGAACCGGCAGGCAACACGAGAUGGCAGUUCCUCCAUCCUGACGGCAAGAUGCGUUUCGAGACCGAUGGAGUGCCGAUCAAGUCUGACCAGCCUGUUGUGAUCAAGCACGCUUCCUCGGGGAGUUUCCUGGCCUCCGAUAAGAUCAAACAGAUGAAUGUCUUUGGUGCAGAGAAUGAAGUGCAUGCGCACUGCUACUACUCCACUAACAAGACACACAAUAUGAUCUCAGAGAAAAAAGGUGAAAUUACUGGGGACUACGCUCUGCGACGACAUGGGCCUCAGAAUGUGUGGCAGUUCGUCGUCCCUCCUGACCAACAGCAUGAAAGGCCGAGUUGCUAG
Molecule: messenger RNA, 1248 nt
Organism: Perkinsus marinus ATCC 50983
Lineage: Eukaryota; Perkinsozoa; Perkinsida; Perkinsidae
Exons: 10
Coding region: 1-1248 (415 amino acids)
Biological process (GO): cilium assembly; protein autoprocessing
Cellular component (GO): motile cilium
Source: RefSeq, a predicted model, not a curated record